This is a messenger RNA of Styela clava, 2902 nucleotides long. RefSeq names its product coiled-coil domain-containing protein 178-like. Lineage: Eukaryota; Metazoa; Chordata; Ascidiacea; Stolidobranchia; Styelidae. The record is from RefSeq and is a predicted model, not a curated record.
AUGAAAAAUCCCCCAUCGUACGUAAACCUAAAAAUCAGUAUUCGUUACCAGUAAUCUGUUAUGUUUACCCAUUAUUAGCAUGGAAAGUACGAGCGGACAGUGGAAUACUUGAAUAUACUAUGUAACAAACAAUGCCGGAUGCGAAUUCUUCAAUGGCAGUAGUUCCUGUUGAUGAGAUUAGACCACUGUUGAUUAAACGACGUAGUUGUGAAUUGGUCAAGACACCUGCACCAUGCGUUAACAAAGCCCUUUUUCAUCUUGGAAGAUUGAAGGAACUUUUGAGAGUGGCACUUGAAAAUCCAACACAGAUUGAACAUGGGAGAUUAACUGAAUUAGAAGCUCAAAAACUUUUUGACAACCAUCCCAAAGGCUGGAAACAUUUGAGGUUUGAUGUUCCACGUCGAAAAGAAAGCAACACUUCAUCAUCAUAUUCAUUUGAAAGUAGUGAGGAUUUUGUGAAAGAUGAACCUCUGCUCACAAUCACUGGUAUUGGAGGACAAAUCAAAGAUGAUGAGAGAGGUGAUGCUGAUCGAAUUGUUCAUGUUAGUCAAUUAGAAAAGAAAAAUCAGCUUCCUCCUCAAGAAGUAUUUAGUCAGGUUAGAGAAUUGAUUGUAAGACUUGAAGAAGAUCGUCGGUUGACAGAACUUGCACUUGGAGUCGAAGAUGGAAAAGUUAAUUCUCUCAGUGAAAAAAUUGACAGAAUGUGUCAGAAGAGAUUGUUGCAACUUCCACUUGCAGUACAAAAAGAACACGAUGCAUGUGCGGCCGAUAUCAGUGAAUUGCAGUGGCAUGUUGGAUACAUGGAACGUCAGUUAGAAAGAUGUCGACAGAGAGUGCAAGUAGCCGAAGUUCUCAACAAUCGAUUAAAAGAUGACAUUGCUUUUGUCAAGAAGCAUUGCCCCCUCGUUGAAGAAAAACUUAUUUUGGAGAAGGAUGCUAUGCAAAAGAUUAAGAAAAUGCAAAAACAAACAGACAACGAAUUAUCAGAUGCAAGAAUAGAACUAGACAAAGCUGAAGCAAAAUAUCAAGAAGCUUCUGAGAAAGCAGAAAAUGAAAGAUUAACUACUCAGAAAAAAUUGGAAGGAAUUAGAGGACAACUGAGAUUGCUAAAAAAAGACCUUCAACAUUCUGAAGCAUUACAUGCAGCUUAUUUAAAGAAAGCAGAACAAAGUCGACAAAAACUAGCUGAUCAGGAAGAAGAACUCAUUAAUCUACAAAAAAGAGCAGAGGAAGCAAAAGAUGAAGAACAGGCAGAAAUUUAUAAAAUUGAAGAUUUGCGACAACAAAUAAAAGAAGUUGAAUUUGAAACUGGUGAAGUUAACAAACAAAAAGCUGGAGUGGAGAAUGAAAUUGAAAAUUUGAAUGAUACGAUGAAAGAAAAGAUUGGGGCAUUGGAAACAAAAUAUCACAACAGUUUACGAACUUUACGUAAACUACAAGAAGAUAAUCGAGAUAUGAAACUCGAUAUUGAAGAUAUGAAUGAGGAAAUUAAAACUUGUGAUAAAAGUAUCUCAAAAUGUGAAAGAGAAGUCGAAAGAUAUAAAAAAGAGAGAGAAAGAUGUGAUUCACAAUUAAAAGAAGCAAGUACAGAAGUAUCAAGAGUCACUGUGAUUAAUAACGAACUCAAAAUUCAACUUCAAAAAGAAGAAACCAAGUCUCAAGCAAUGGAAGAUGCAUUAAAGACGCAAGCUGAAAGUCUUCGUAAGCGAGUUAUUGAGGAAAUGAGACAAAGAACAGUUCUUGAAACAAAGAAACAGAAUAACAGUCAAGCAUUGUUGAAAGGAAAAGCCGAAAAUAAAAAGAAGAGAGCUAAAGUUGCGAAAACUCUCCAAGAUACGGAAUCCUCGGUUGCUAAGAUACAAGAAGAUGUCGAUAAAUUGAAGAAACAACAUGACAGCACAACUCAGGAAGUCAAUGAAUUGGAAGCCAAACUUGCUCAAGUUAGAUCAGAACAUGAAAAAGAAGAAAAUAUAUUAACAAAGGAGAGAGAUGUUCUUGCCCCACAGGAAAAAGAUUUAUUAGCGACUCAAUUGUCUUUACAAAGCAAAAUCAAAGAAAUGGAAUUUGAAGAAGAACAGAUGAGACAGAAAUUGAAAGAUAUGAAAGUUUCUAAGAAUGCAAUGAAGAAACGAAUUGCAACUACAGAAGAAAAUAUUGCUAAUAUUACAGAUGAUUUGGAAGAAGUUAGUCUACGUCUUGAAUCCAGUAAAAAAAAAAAUUCUGAAUUACAAAAACAAUUGGAUGAGGCAUCAGGUCGUUUAGCUGAGAGAAAGAAGGAUCAUCAUGAAAUGAUGGACAGUAGAUUGCAAAUUAAAGUCAAAUUAGAAACCAACAUUCAUGAUGAGUUGGACAGAAAUAAAGAACUUGCACAAGACUACAGGGAUCUGCAAAGUGAAUACAUUGACUUAAAAAACAGGUUGAUGUCACUUUAUGACAACAAAGUGAAAUUAGAAGCCAGCAUCAAAGAUCAUAAACAGUUACUCGCUUUGCAAGAAAAAUUCAAUGUUGCUUUGAAACAAUAUUAUCACGAUCGUGGUGAAUUUAACAAAGCAGGACUACACAAGUUUCAUUCAGAGGCAGAGGACAAUUCUAAUGCCAUGGUCAAGAUUCAGACUGGAUUGCAGAAGACAAUAACAAAUAUUUCAAAGUUUCUUAAAUCACAAAUCGAUGGAGGAGCAGCCAAUGAGGUUCAAGAAGCUGCAAUGAAACAUCUACUGACUGAUGAUAGUCUCAUAACAGCUUGAAUAGUAUUUUUUACUUUGAGCCAUCAGACUAGAAAACAAUUAAAUUUCUGUUGCUGGUUUUUCAUUAUAUUUCGUAUGAAAUUUCAUUUACCAAUUUUCAGUUUUCUUAUUAUCAAAGUAUCGCAUGUCAAAUUUUUUUUAAUAAAAUUCUUAUUCUU